CACAGAAGAGACGAUUGAGAAAUAAACUGAAGAGCUUGCAGCCAAAAUUUGAAUUUCCAUUUACAAAUAUUGAGAACAUUGACUAUUAUUCUGAAUUUGUGGGUUAUUCAAAUAAUAUUUUACAAUCUCAUGUUAGAAAUAUCCCAGCCUUGUUUAAGCUUUGUCUUGAUGCCUUGACAGUCAGGAAAUCGAAAGUAUCUAAGUCUUGCAGUGUGUCCCCUGCAGUGAAGAAUGUGUUGUCUUAUGUGCAGGAGGAUCAGGAACUUAUGAAUAUCCAGCUGUCGUGGAUGCACCAACUCUUAUAUUACUUUGAGCAUACUGAUGGGGAGUUGGAAAGUUUUAUUUUAGAAAUUGAUCCUGAUGUGGCUUCCGGAACAUCUGGAAUGACCAUCUAACCUCUGGACCUUUUCUUGGAAACCCAGAUUCAACAAUACUGUUAUAUACAAAUCAGAGCAGUCAACUUAGGUGGAAGAUGGAAUUCUGUAACAUGUCUGCCGUAACAUCAGGUACCCCAAGAUUUACAGGCACUUGUUUGACAGAGCUCUUCCCUAUGUGUUCUGGGCUCGAGGGAACAUCAGUUUUGCAGCAGAAUGUUUUUUGAGGUUUGCACAGACCAAGGAGGAAGGACCAUACAAAGCCAUGAUCUUGAAUGAGGCUGCCAGACUGUAUGCACAGAAUGACGAGUCAUCUAAAGCGUACCGUCUUUACAUGGAGUCACCAGGGGCAACGAAUGAAGACAGCAGCACCCACAGCAGUGAUCUGAUACUGCAGAAGCACAUGCUGAUGGCCAGUGUCUAUGACCAGGGCAUGAUGGCGCAGCAGAAGGCUGUCUUGGCAGCUGAGACGUGGAACACUGCCAUGACCCACCUGGAUGCCUCCAGUCCAGGGAUCUCUGUCACCCGAGCUGUGGAAUCAUUCUUGUGUUUCCACUGUGGAACUGCUGCAGAGAGUGUUCAGGAUCGUCUGGAUGACUGUUUGAAGCUGACAGAGAGGCUAGUGAGGUACUGUGACGACUUACUGCUCCAUCUGUCCUUGUUGAAGGCUCUGCUUGGAGAUGGUAAAGGAUCCACCCAGGUGUACAAGACGUUGAGUUUCAGUUUAUCAUCAAGAAAAGAAGUUCAUAAUCCUUGGCAACCAGUUCUUGACCAUGUUCAGAAUCAUGGUAUACCUAAUUUCUUGAAGGUCAUAUGGAGAACACAGCUUGGCCAUCUUUGCAUAGUCAGUGGCCUGAAUUCCUUUGAGGGGGAUCACCUGUCCAGCGCAGACCUCAACCUUAGACUGACAGAUGCUGGCUUCCUGACAGCAGAUCUCCAGAUGGUGCUGCCCCCUAUCAGGGCCCUCAACCUGGAUCCAUACACAGGAUUCAACUUUCACACUCCAAGGCAGACACAUGCAUGGUAUUCAAUCUCUGAAGUAUCUCAUGAAGGCUUAUUGUAUUUGAGAGGUCUUAACCUGGUUCCAACAUUGAGUGAACUGUACUGUGAUGAGAUGGGGAACACUGUACACUUCUUGGCUCCCUAUGCAUAUGAAACAAGUGCCCUUAAAGCUUGGGAAACAGAGAUUAAGCCAGUCACAUUAUUGUGGACCGGGGCAAAUGGACAGAGGGCCAGAGUCAACCUCUCAAAACUAGUCCGAAAAUUUCUGAAGCAGAAAGCUAUAUUUGAAAUAUUCUCCAACCCUGACAGACCUAAGAAGUGGAAGGAAGAUAUGAUGGUUACAGCUGAGUACUGCUACGCCAGGGGCUAUAACCCAGGCUUCUCUACUGUGACCUUUGUGUAUGACUACCUGUGGGACAAAGGUUGCAGCAUCAUCUCAGUAUAGAGACAUGUAUGGGAAGCUGUCAAGCCUGAGUUGAGAAAGACUGCAAAGUCCCAAAGAGACUGCCAGGGUCCCCAUAGGUUCCUGGCCAUACUAAUAGAAUACUUCCCUUACAAGAGAGACGCUCUUUAUCUGAGUUUUCUAUGUUUCCAGGCUGAACAAUUGUGUUAUGGUCUUUGUAGACUGCACCAACGAGGCCACCUUCCUUGAGCCUGACAUAACUAUGGACUUAUCUCACCAGCCAUGGUCAUUUGCAGUGGAUGAUCUAUCAAUGUCAAGCAUACAGGUCCCGAAGGCUGUCAAGAAAUAUCAUCAAUUUCCUCAAGAUGAGAUCAUGUGGCGCGUCGGGAGGAGGAGCCAAAAUAGUG
Messenger RNA from Haliotis rubra (blacklip abalone), 2186 nucleotides. RefSeq lists its product as uncharacterized. Lineage: Eukaryota; Metazoa; Mollusca; Gastropoda; Lepetellida; Haliotidae. The coding region runs from base 640 to 1821 and encodes 393 amino acids. The transcript is spliced from 12 exons. The record is from RefSeq and is a predicted model, not a curated record.